AUGAGCGUAACCGGCAUGGAUAUGAGCACAGAUCCAGAGGUUACCUUCAAGGACCACAAGUCGGACAGUAUUAGACCUGAGGACUCAGCUAGCCAAAGAGGGAGUAGCACCACCUCGGCGAGUUGGAGGAUACGGGCGAAGGCUAAGAGAGCUGCCUUAGCCACAGAGGUUGCAGCUCUUAAGGAGCAGCAAGAGCUCGAGAUUCAGGAAAUAAAGCUAAAACAACGGAAAGCUGAGCUUCUUCUGAAGACUAGAUUGAAGAUAGCGGAGGCGGAAGAAACUGUGUGCAAAUUAGGUACUCGGUCCAAUGUUCAGUCUAACAUCAAGAGUGAGAGUGUACCUGUUAGAAGCACUGAAUCCAUAGAACAGAAGACUGAGCCUUCCAAGUUUGAACCUUCCCAACAAGGUUCAUCAACUCCUGCUAGAAUGAAGCCAGCAAGUGAAAACCAGAUACUGACCAGUCAAGAUGAUAAGAUAACUGGAAAGAUGGACUCUGACAUCUUACAUCAUCUACAGCAAGGACAGAGACAACAUCAACAGCUGUUGGAAGCCAUCACAAUUUCAAGUGCCAACAUUAUGUCUUUUGAUGGUAACCCAUUGGAUUUCUUUGAGUUCAUACGAUCAUUUGAUAGUGUCAUCGGAAAUUCAUCAUUGGACAAUAACGCCAAGCUGCUCAAGUUGUAUCAUCUUUGUACUGGAGCUGCCAAAGACAUAAUCCAAUGUUGUCUCAUGAUGCAUCAAGAUGAUGGGUACUUUCAUGCCAGAACGCUUCUGAUGGAUCGCUUUGGAAGUGACCAUAAGAUCAGUAACGCCUGGAUAAGGAAGGUCACGGAAGGUCCAGUUAUUCAGAGCAAUCCUAAACAUCUGAGGGAUUUUGCUGAUCAGCUAAAGACCUGUGCUGAAACUUUGAUGGCCCUUGGGAUGCUUCACGAGAUGAGCAGCAGAAGUGAGUUGGUGAAAGUCAUUGAACGUUUGCCAUUCCAUCUGAAGAGCCGGUGGUUGCGUUUCGUAAAGACCAUCAGGGAUAGUGGCAGACAGCCCAACAUCCAGCAUGCAGUUGAAUUCAUCACCGGCGCAGCUGAUGAACUCAAUGAUCCUGUAUUUGGAGCCUUACUUAUGGGUGGACCAAAGAAUCUAGGAAAUGCAAGGAUUGUUAAGGAAAGAACUGUGUCAGGUAGAGGUCAGGCAAGCAUGUUUACUACCUCUGUGAAUUCAUCGACCAAGAACUGCAUCAUGUGUCAGGACAUAUAA
Strongylocentrotus purpuratus (purple sea urchin) is the source of this 1251-nucleotide messenger RNA. RefSeq lists its product as uncharacterized. The transcript has a single exon. Bases 1 to 1251 code for a protein of 416 amino acids. Lineage: Eukaryota; Metazoa; Echinodermata; Echinoidea; Camarodonta; Strongylocentrotidae. The record is from RefSeq and is a predicted model, not a curated record.